AUGUAUUAUCUAAAUUAAGAAGUUUUGCGGAGUAGAUAUCACCAAUUUACACACUUCAAUAUUCUCGAUCAACUUGAACCAAUCUACCAAUCUCUUAAGUUCUCCUUAGAGUCCAGAGACAGAAACACCUUCUUUUAAGAAAAAGUGCAACAAUAACCAGAUUGUUUCCAAGUGAAUCCUAUUUAUGGGUUUACACAAUAAGCAAAUGAAUUGUAUGGUAGUUAUGGACAACCAACUCAACUUUGCUUCUAUAUGCAUCGUCAAAAGAGGUAUCUGAUGAUUGGCACUCAACAUUCUGUGAUCAUCUGCAUUGAAGUGGUGAAUGGAAGAGUGGAGUCCAUCCAAGCCAUACUCAAUGCAGGUGAACGACAAACAAGAUAUGGCUCUGUAUUGGCAAUCUAAUGUUGGGAGAAAUAUAUGUUGGUUGGUUUUGAGAGAGGAGACAUUCAAUUAUACGAGGUAGGUCGGAAAUGGGAACGCUUGCAUCAUGAAUCCAGAUUGCAUUCAGGCAGAGUGAUGCAAGUCCUAUUCAUACCAUCCUCCACUAUCGAAGCACUAUCUCUGGAUGAACACGGAGUCAUCUACAAACAUUCCUUCACUGUGAUGACUGUCAUGGACAAAUACAUCGUCACUCAUUCCAAAGACAAGAUCUAUAAGAAUGGCAAAAUCUAUCACAUCAAACGCAACCCCCAAUAGCCAAAAUAAAAGCAGUCCUCCUGGUGGGAUAGCAUAUUCAAAAAAGAAGAGGAAGUCACUGAUUAUACAGAUCCAUCAGCCAAGCACUCCAGUGACACAGAGGGCUAAUAGACGAAGUUUGCUCUGGAUAUUAAGUUGAUGCCUGAAGCUAUGACCCAGUAACUCAAUCAAAAUAUUUAAUAAGUAGUGAUUGCUGCUGUAUUAUAUUCUAAUCGCGUUGAAAUUCUUAAAUUCUAUAAAGGGUCUUUGAAAUGUGAGAUAGUGUAUACUCUGAAAAGACAUACUUUCUCAAUUGAUGUCCCUUAAAAUGAUAGUAAUGAAAGUGGUGAAUUGUCGUGGGGAGAGGGGUACUUCGAAAAGUCAUAUCAGAAUGCCAAGUUGUUGUGUAUAAGAUGGGGUGACAUAUUUCAUUUAGUCAAAUGUAUGAAUAUAGAGGAUGAACUAGAAAUUGUAGAAGGUGCUGUUUAUAAGUUAGAGAAAGAGAAAGGGAAUAUAAUUAAGAGUUCCUUUUUAACAAAUAAUAUCAUUUAUACAUUUUCGGAUUCUAAUUGGGUUGCUUUAAUUCAUACUACAUAGUUUUAAUUUGCUAAGCAAGAUGAUGGGAUUGUCAUAUUGGAAUCGAAAACAAGAAUGCUGUCAAAGGAAGAUGUCGAACCAUAGGUUGCUGAGAUUUGUGUUUCAUAUGAAGGUCCAAGUAUACCUUGUCAGGUAUAAAUAUACGAGAAUGGAAUUGUAUCAUUGAGGAAGAAUAACAUUUUAAUAGAGAGACUCCAAACUUGGAAUGAAUAUCUAGAGGAUUUGAUUGAGAAGAAUCAAUGGGAGAAAGCCAUGCAUUAAGGAAUGCUGAUCUACCAAGGAUAAAUUAAAAUACUGAGUGAGAUAGCUUCCUCUCUAUAAGCACGUUAAGAAUAAAUGAGUUAGAUGUUCCAGAAGAUUGCUUUUACUCAUAUAAUGUUUGCACUGAAACCAUUGGAUAUCCCAUUAUCUUAAUAAGAGAAGGAGAAUAAAAUAAAAAAGACAAUAGAGUUCUUGCUCAGAGUUGAUAGCAUGACUUAUGCUUUGGUUGUGCUGAAGGACUUCUUCAAGGACAUAUAAUAGAUGAAGUUGUAUUUCACUUGUUUGGAUCCCUUCAUUAAGAACAAAUAAAUUGCUGUGAUUCCUGAAUCGUUCUUUGUGGACUACGUCAAUUUUUAUUAAAAUGACAAGGAGAUGAUACAAUAACUCAUACUGCAAUUAGAUUUACAUCAACAAGAACCUACUCUUCUAAUCAAGGUCUGCAUGGAUUAUCACUUGUACAAGGCCAUGAUUUAUCUGUGCACAAAGUAGGGAGACUUCAUCACUGGAUUAAUGAAACUGAUGGAUCUUUGGGAAAAUAAAUGGUAAUUGGAAUAGAAGGAGUCAUGCCACAUUGAGAAGGAGAAGUUGCGGAAGUUCAGAAUUAAACUAGGAUACAGUAUUUUGGCCUACUUUCGUAUGUGUGUGAAGGGUAUUAAUAUCCUGGGAGAGAGGGUGCCACACAAUAUCUAUUUCGAUAUGUUAAGGGGAUUGGUUUCAUUCAUCUUUAAUACAGAGAAUUUAAAACAAUUCAUACUCAUUGACAUUCGACUAUCACUUCAAUUGCUUAUGUAAUUCAUGCAGCAUCACAUCUAUACCAAUAUCAAAUCAGCCACUCUCCCUGGGAUUAAGUUUGAGAUCAUCGAUCACGUCCCUGACAUCCUGAAAUCGAUGCUUAGUUCCAUAGAGAACACCAGGGAGGACCUUAAAGCUCAGGAACACUAUCAGAUAGUUUAUAAUGACAAGACUGAACAAUAUCAUUAAAUAUCCCUUGCUGAAUAACUUAAUCAUUUCUUGCUAUUCUACUCUGAAUUACUAAUGCAAUUCCCAUUGUAAUUCAAAAAACAAUUCAAAGAGAAACUAGUCCAAGAUCUCCUGUCUCCAUCCUAUUUCGAAACCUUGAAACAAUAUAACUUCAACAGUCAAGAUACUGAUCCCAUCUACUUAGAGUCUUACGAAGUCAAUAAGAAUGCCUACUUAAUUCACCUGUAUGACACUAGUCAAUUGAAUGACGUCUCCGUUGUUUUCGAUGGAAGCAUCCCAUUUCCUGAAUUCCGUACCUUUCUCAUAUACAAACAAAACGAUUAUAUCACCUGCAUUUCUAAUUACUUUCAGAUGCAGAACAGUAUGAUGAAGAGAAAUGUAUUUGAAGUCAUUGAAAGACUGUUGAUUUACUCUAAUGCUUAAUUGCUGAUGUAGUUGUAAGAGUUUAUAAUCGAGAAUUGCGAUACCUUGAUGAACAUUAGUCAAUAGUAUACGAAUCGAAUUUUCAAGGAGUACUUCCACGAUCUCAAAUUGUAAAUGCAAAUCAUUCAAAAAUUAGAAAAAACACCAUAAAACCAAUUGCAUUACCUCAAACAAUACAUCAAAAAUGAAAAGGCCUCCGAUUCAAUUAGAUUACUGUAUCUUGAUCUCCUGUGUUAAAGAGCACCCAAAGAGGUAUUGAAAGAUGUCCAGAAUGGAGACUUCCCUCUAGACGACGCCUUGGCCAUCUGUGAGAAGUAUAAGGUGUACAAUGCUGCUGCCUACCUGCUUCAGAAGAAUGGAGCCAUCUAGAAGGCUCUGGAUAUGUUGACUCUGCUGUUUAUCAAUAGAUUGAAGGAUUGUCACAAAUCGUUCGCAAGAUCAAAGACAGUCUCAGAAACUGAUUAAGAAGAGAUCUUUGAGAAGUUGAAUUACAUCAUUGAUCUCUGCUCGAAAAUUGAAGACGAUGGAUAUUGGUUUUAAUUUUUAGACUCUUUUUUCAAAUAGCAUAAACUGGAACAAUUGACUGAUCUUAAAGUCCCUGAAGCCCUCAGAAAAUUGCACGGAGAUAUUGUAUCCGAAGUGUUCUUAGCCAUGUCCAAAUGCAUAGAAUUGGACAGACUCUUGGAUAAAAUGAAUCAACUCUAUGGUUCUAUUCCACUCAGAGUGUUUUUCAAGACCAACAAAUCCAUCUAGGAAAAGUUCGCUUUUGAAUUGCCUUCCUAUAACAUUGCCAUGCAAUAGACUGAUAUCACUUACAAGGGAUUAAGCAAAAAACUCUUUCAAUAGAUGAAUCAAGGAGUCUGUGUCGAUCGAUACUGCGGAGAAUGCAAUGAUCGAAUCACUAAGUGUACAAAAGCAGUGGCAUUUUAAUGUGGACACAGUUACCAUUAAGAAUGCUACAUCGAACUCCAUGGCAAUAGUCAAAAGAGUUUCAAUAGUUUGAAAUUGAAGAAUCAAAAAGUGUUCCAGGAAUGCUUUAUCUGUUUGGGCAGCAAUGAAAAAUACAUAUCCCAUCUGAUUGUCUAGGCUAGUUUGAAAAAGUCGAAGUUUGAUUUCGAUAAAUACUUACACAGACAAGCCAAUGUGGUGCCUGAAUCAAAACAAGUUGUUGUGCAAUAUGACAAAAUAGAACAAAGAGAAAAAGCAAUAAAGAAACUGAAAUAAGAUGACUUUAACAAAUUGUAUAUAAGAGAGUCUGCCUUAAAUUGGACGGAAUGGUGA
This is a messenger RNA of Paramecium tetraurelia, 4218 nucleotides long. RefSeq lists its product as uncharacterized. The transcript has 7 exons. Lineage: Eukaryota; Ciliophora; Oligohymenophorea; Peniculida; Parameciidae. Gene Ontology annotation, biological process: protein targeting to vacuole; endosomal vesicle fusion. Gene Ontology annotation, cellular component: HOPS complex; late endosome. The record is from RefSeq and is a predicted model, not a curated record. Gene Ontology annotation, molecular function: protein binding.